CGGCUUUUCACAAACAACGCAGUGAUAUCCGCUCAAAAUGGCGGACAAAACUGUGCCUAUUUGUGUCCCAUCAGAAAACCCUAUAAAACUAGUAAAAUGGAAGGUAAAACAAGGUGCUUUCGUGUCCCAAAGUCAAAUUUUAUUUUUAUACCACGAUUCAUCGGGUGAAAACAAGGAGUUAAAGAAAUUUAAAGCGUUUCGCGCUGGUACCGUGGCCUCCAUCAAGGUGAAGGAAGGAGACAUUGUAGAGCCUGGGGGUAGCAUAGCAGACUUGGAAGCAUGUCGACAUCCGACCGUGAUGAAAGAGAUGUGUGCGGAGUGCGGGGCCGACCUGCGGACCGACGAGCGGCCGAAGCAACUUGACGGAGCCGCGCUCGUGCCCAUGGUUCACUCUGUUCCCGAAUUGAAAGUUUCUGAGGAACUAGCACAGAAACUUGGCCGUGAAGAUGCUGACCGAUUGCUGAAAGAUCGCAAGCUGGUCCUUCUCGUUGAUUUGGAUCAGACAUUGGUUCACACCACUAAUGACAAUGUUCCUCCAAACCUAAAGGAUGUGCUUCACUUUUUCCUCCGAGGUCCUGGUGGCCCUGGGCGCUGGUGCCACACAAGGCUCCGACCAAAGACACAUGAAUUUCUGGCUUCAGCAUCUAAGAACUAUGAACUACAUGUGUGCACAUUCGGUGCCAGACAAUAUGCUCAUGCUGUGACAGAACUUCUAGAUCCAGAGAAGAAGUAUUUCUCUCACAGGAUUCUGUCUAGAGAUGAAUGCUUUGACCCGAGAACAAAAUCUGCUAAUUUGAAAGCCUUAUUCCCGUGUGGAGACAACAUGGUGUGCAUCAUUGACGACCGAGAGGAUGUGUGGCGACACGCCAGCAACCUGAUCCAUGUGCGGCCUUACUCCUUCUUCCAGUCAACUGGAGACAUCAACGCUCCUCCACCUUUAGAAGAAAAAACUAAAUCACUCAGCGGUAAAAAUGGCGCACAAGUACCCCCAGCAAACCCAAUGCCUUUACUAGACUCUGAACCAGACGCAAAGGAAGAAAAAGACAAAAAUCUACCUAUAAAAGCAGAAGAAACUGUAGAAAUCAAGGCAAAAACUGAGGGCAAUAAUGGAAAAAUAGUAUCUAAGGAUGAAAACACGGCGCCAAAACAAGAUAGUGAAAAAGCAACUACCGAUACCAAGAAUGAUAAUGCGGAAGCUACAGACCCACCAGAGCCUAAAUGGGUGGAGACAUCUGACGGGCAGAUCGAGCAAGAGGACCCUGAUGAUUACUUGAUCUAUCUUGAAGAUAUACUUUUGAGGAUCCACAAAUAUUUCUAUGAGACAUAUGAUAAAACGGAAGGUUCUCAAAUACCGGACCUCAAAGUUGUAAUACCAGAAGUGAAGAGCAAAGUACUGGCGGGAACCAGUCUAGUUUUCAGCGGUUUAGUCCCGACACACCAGAGGCUGGAGACCUCGAGGGCGUAUUUAGUCGCUAAAAGCUUAGGAGCGGACGUCACUCAAGACUACACCGAUAAUACCACUCAUCUUGUAGCUGUGAGAUCAGGCACGGCGAAAGUGAACGCGAGCAGGAAGAUAGGUGAAGCGAAGAGCAGCAAGCUGCACGUGGUGACGCCGGAGUGGCUGUGGACGUGCGCCGAGCGCUGGGAGCGCGUGGACGAGCGCCUCUACCCGCUGCAGAGAGGGGGGCAGAGCAGCAUGCGGCGGCCGCCGGCGCACUGCUCGAGCCCGCCGCCCGCGCCGCCCGUCGUGGCCGCCGCCCGCAAGCGCACGCCAUCGGGCCGGUUCAUGGACACCCUCAACCCGCUGCUGUCGUUCUCCAGUGACGAUAUCGCUGAUAUGGAUCGAGAGGUGGAAGAUAUUUUCAAUGAAUCUGAUGAGAGCUCAUCGUCUGAAGAUGAAAAGCCAGGGGAUGAUGAUUUAGACGAUGAAGAGAAUCCUCCAGAAGACAGGCUGAUCACGUUAGAAAAUGAAGACAGCUCACAGGAGAGAUUACAAGAUAGAAAGGGUGAUGAAUCCAGUGAAUCCGAUAAUGGCAUCGAAGAUGAUUCCCGACCACGGAAAAGGCCUCGAAGGUCUUCACCUCCAUCGGACGACGAGCCCCCAGACCCAGAAGAUGACGACAGCUCAUGGAACCUGAUGGGGGCGGCUUUAGAAAGAGAGUUCCUUGCACAGGACUGACUUGUCCCACCAAACACAUUUGUGCCCGUUAAUACAAUCUUUGAUUUACUAAAA
Molecule: messenger RNA, 2233 nt
Organism: Plutella xylostella (diamondback moth)
Lineage: Eukaryota; Metazoa; Arthropoda; Insecta; Lepidoptera; Plutellidae
Gene: Fcp1
Product: RNA polymerase II subunit A C-terminal domain phosphatase Fcp1
Cellular component (GO): nucleus
Molecular function (GO): RNA polymerase II CTD heptapeptide repeat phosphatase activity
Source: RefSeq, a predicted model, not a curated record